Molecule: messenger RNA, 3796 nt
Organism: Microtus ochrogaster (prairie vole)
Lineage: Eukaryota; Metazoa; Chordata; Mammalia; Rodentia; Cricetidae
Gene: Ccdc91
Product: coiled-coil domain containing 91
Biological process (GO): Golgi to lysosome transport
Cellular component (GO): trans-Golgi network
Source: RefSeq, a predicted model, not a curated record
CUUCUAUUAGACUGCUCAAUCAACAAGAAAUAGGAAGCAGCUUGCUGGAUGUACAAAUGAGAAGUGGCCGUUCACUUGUUGCUUAACAACAAUAAAGAAUGUGUGAGAAAAAAAUAUGUGUAAGAUAGCAUCAAAUUUCUGUAAUAGAAAUACACUUGUUUGUACAAAGAAUGGGAUGGGAUAGAAAAAGGGUGAGGAGACCUGAUAUGUAUUACUGUACUGUAAUACUUAUCUAUUAGGCAUCACAAUCAAUCAGCCACUAAUGGCUUCAAGUUGCCCAGCUCAGUGGAGGCUUGCCAGGAUCCUGGUGAUACUUCCCGCUUUGAGUUUAGAGAUUAUAUGUAGUUGUCAAUUUUGUCCAGUGGAAGAGAGAAAAGCAAUUCCCAAGAUGUUUAAGAAUGCCCUUUAUAUGAUGAAUAUAUGUAGUCCAGACUCACACUCAAAUUCCCACAGUACUAGACAGAAAAAAAUCUUGAAUGUAUCAGGUUCAUUUCUAGAUUGUUACCACUUGAUUAGUCCCAAGUAAACGGUAAACAUUCAAUAAAAACUGUUAAGUGAAUGUUGUUCAAAUAAUCAGAGCAAGUGUGCUACCUGUUGGUCAUUUCCACCUAACAGGCACGACAUUCUACACAACCCUCUCAAACAAAAAUCUUUCAAGGGUGUGUGUAUUCCCUUCAGAAGCUGUUGACUGAAGGCUUUGAGAUAAGGAUGUCAUGGCAGCUGAAAAACCAACUGCCUUCCAGAGUAUGGCUGAACCGCUAUAAUAGAGUGAGAAGAGUAACUACAGUCCUAGGGUAGAGAGCUUCAAAUCCAUAGCAGUCUAGACAAGUUUUUAGCUUAGGCAUGUCCAGAAACUCGAGACUUCUGCAAAGCCAUUAGGAUCAGAUGUCACGUCAAAUGUGUCUUGAGCCUGUCAUACAGCCAGGUGCUUUAUUCGGGCCUCAAGUUUAGUUGCUUGUAAGCGAAGGGAUUAGAACGUUCUUCUCAUGGCAGAUCCGAGUUCUCAACCGGAGGAACAUUCUGAUUUGGUAGGUGGUUUUAUGCGUCUCUCACUAAGGAAGAAUGAGAACCUUAAAUAGAAGGUAGCUCUUGAGGAAGGUCAGGAAAAGCGCAAGCCAAAGCCAAUCUAUUGUAGAGUGCCAUUAUCUGAGGAUCACCCAACUAUGAGUCUCUUCCGGUGGUCUAGCCUGCUGAAUCCCUGAGAGGAGGAACAUUUGGUGAAUGGUUUUGUUUUGAAUGGAGCAAAAGAUAAGGCACGAUGCAGUUUCUGAGGAUGGUCAGGUCGGUCCAUUUCACAGGUCCCUCCUCUCCUCAAAAGAGGUUCAGCUGGCUUCAGACUGGGGUCAUGUGAUGCGCCCAGGGUGCCUGGAGCGCCGCGCGCAGGCCUGGGCGGGCCUUGGUGGAAAUCAACUUCCGGUGAGGAGGUCCUGGGCGCCGGGUGGUGCGUGGGCAGCCUUAACUUGGGUACCUGGGCCCGCGGUCACCGGGAGGGGGGUGCUGGCCCGCGUCCCGGGGCUCGUGUCCGGGAGCCGGGUGCGGCGCGCAGCAGCGCCGGGAGCACUUGGCAGCGGCUGGAGCAGGUGCCGCGGGAAGCAUGGACGAUGACGACUUCGGUGGCUUUGAGGCUGCAGAGACCUUUGAUGGUGAACACAGUGGAAACCAAGCAAUGUCCCCUGCUGUCCCCUGGGCCACCUUUCCUGCAGUAUCCGGAGUGCGUCUCUCGCCAGCUUCUCCGGAGCUCAUUCUGGACCAUGACCACACGUCUCCGUCCUCUGGCCACCUCCCUUCCGAUGCUAUCAUCUCCUCACCAGAUGACACGCGUGCAGACAGCGGCCUCGUGAGUCAGACCAUCCCCAAGGCUCAGAUCCAGCAGUCAGCGCAUACACAUCUGAAUAUCCCGCUUUUCCCGCUUGGCUUGACGGAUGAGACGAGCCAUGGAGCAAUUUCACUGGAGGAUGACCCUGAGGGUCCUGGAGCCGACGUGUCCAGCUCACAGCUCCAGCAAAAAAUAUCAAGUCUGGAGACCAAACUCAAAGCGUCUGAAGAAGAAAAACAGAGAAUUAAAAAGGAUGUGGACUCACUGAUGGAGAAGCACAGCGUCCUGGAGAAGGACUUCCUGAAGGAGAAGGAGCAGGAUGCCCUGUCCUUUCAAGCCAGAUACCGCGAGCUUCAGGAAAAGCAUAAGCAAGAACUGGAAGACAUGAGGAAGGCUGGGCACGAGGCACUGAGCAUUAUUGUGGAUGAGUAUAAGGCACUUCUACAGUCUUCAGUUAAGCAGCAGCUAGAUGCCAUCGAGAAACAGUACUUGUCUGCAAUCGAGAAACAGGCUCACAGGUGUGAGGAGCUGCUCCACGCUCAGCAUCAGAGGCUCCUGGAAGUUCUGGACACUGAGAAGGAGCUGUUAAGAGAAAAAAUCCAGGAAGCGUUGGCCCAGCAGUCGCAGGAGCAGAAGGAAACGCUGGGAAAGUGCCUGCAGGAGGAAAUGCAGAGAAACAAAGAGACGCUGGAGUCAGCUGUGAAGCUUGAGAAAGAAGCGAUGAAAGAUGUCAUCACCAAAGCAGUGGAAGAGGAAAGGAAAAAUCUGGAAAAAGUUCAUGCUGAAGAGCGGGAAAUGUGGAAAACAGAACAUGCGAGAGAUCAAGAAAAGGUAGCAGAGGCCAUCCAGGCCGCCGUGCAGGAGCAGCGGACACUGAGUCAGGAAGCUGUCAAAGCAGCCAUAAUAGAGGAACAGAAGAGAGGUGAAAAGGCCAUGGCGGAGGCGGUGAAGAGAACGAGAGAGGAGCUGGUGGAGUACCUGAGAGAGCAGAGGAGGCUCGAUCAGGUCACCCGCCAGCGCAGUCUGUCCAGCCUGGAGCUCUUCCUGUCCUGCGCCCAGAAGCAGCUGAAUGCUCUCAUAGCUACAGAGCCUGUUGACGUGGAGUAAAGACGCUGGCCACCGUCCCUGUCAUCACACCUGCCUCCUGUGACGCUGUUCCUCGCCUACACCCAGAAGCAGCGGCGUGCUCUAGUGGCCAUGGAGCCUGUUGGCAUUGAAUAAAAGGAACGUGACGGGCUACCUUCCCUGGCCGUUGUGUCCAUCACUGGACUGCUAAUAGAUGCUGUCACUUAGAAAGAGGCUCUUGUUUUCUGUUUAAGCAGUUGAUUUCCAGGUCAAGGGCGGGCCAGAGCAGUAUCUAGAACCAUCUAUUCUUAUUCUCUGUUAUUUUAUUACAAGUAGCAGUGGAAGAAUAUGUAUGACCUAAAGUCAUGGGAAAGUGGCAUGCUGUGCAGAGUUCAUAGAGGGAACAGUACAGCUUCAGGUGGCCUGGUGACAGUUUUGGUGACCUGUGUAACCGCACAUCUACUUGUUUCUGAGCAGCGGAGUGGGUGGAAACACUGACAUGGUCGUUGUUGUAACAGACCUAACCACUUCUCUAGAGGUGAAUCUGUGGGUUUUCAUUGAUUUAUCAUAUCAAAAAUAAACAGCACUAGCUGGCCAGGCUUGGAGUAGCUGCCCCAGUUAAACGUGGGGUACAGUGGCACAGGCUCGCUUCCUGCCCUUCCUCAGAGGCUCUGAGAAUCAUGUGUCAUAAUCUAUUCUCUAGAAAGAACGUAACUUGGACUUCUAGACAUCUAUGGGAAUUUAAUCAAAAUCAGACAUAAGGGGUCAUCAGGGUGUUCUUAAUCCAUGAGCAGUGUGCUCCAAUAUUAAUCGUGAGCAGUUUGUGCACUGGGACUGACAGCAGGGACCUGUGCAGAUGUGUCCAUGCUCAGCGGCUCUGGGAUUCCUCAAGUGUAAUAAAAGAAGCUCCCAAAA